ACAUCCAGCUGCCUGAGACCCUCCUGCAGCCUUCUCAAGGGACAGCCCCACUCUGCCUCCUGCUGCUCCUCCAGAGCAGCACCAUGCGGCCCCUCUGGCUCUGCUGGGCACUCUGGGUGUUGCGCCUGGCCGGCUCCGGGGCCGCCCUGACCGGGGAGCAGCUCCUGGGCAGCCUGCUGCAGCAGCUGCAGCUCAGAGAGGUGCCCGCCCUGGACAGGGCCUAUAUGGAGGAGCUGGUCAUCCCCACCCACGUGAGGGCCCAAUACGUGGCCCUGCUGCGGCGCAGCCACGGGGACCGCUCCCGUGGAAAGAGGUUCAGCCAGAGCUUCCGAGAGGUGGCCGGCAGGUUCCUGGCGUCGGAGGCCAGCACACACCUGCUGGUGUUCGGCAUGGAGCAGCGGCUGCCGCCCAACAGCGAGCUGGUGCAGGCCGUGCUGCGGCUCUUCCAGGAGCCGGUCCCCAAGGCCGCGCUGCACAGGCACGGGCGGCUGUCCCCGCGCAGCGCCCAGGCCCGGGUGACCGUCGAGUGGCUGCGCGUCCGCGACGACGGCUCCAACCGCACCUCCCUCAUCGACUCCAGGCUGGUGUCCGUCCACGAGAGCGGCUGGAAGGCCUUCGACGUGACCGAGGCCGUGAACUUCUGGCAGCAGCUGAGCCGGCCCCGGCAGCCGCUGCUGCUACAGGUGUCGGUGCAGAGGGAGCAUCUGGGCCCGCUGGCGUCCGGCGCCCACAAGCUGGUCCGCUUUGCCUCGCAGGGGGCGCCAGCCGGGCUUGGGGAGCCCCAGCUGGAGCUGCACACCCUGGACCUUGGGGACUAUGGAGCUCAGGGUGACUGUGACCCUGAAGGACCAGUGACCGAGGGCACCCGCUGCUGCCGCCAGGAGAUGUACACUGACCUGCAGGGCAUGAAGUGGGCCGAGAACUGGGUGCUGGAGCCCCCGGGCUUCCUGGCUUACCAGUGUGUGGGCACCUGCCAGCAGCCCCCGGAGGCCCUGGCCUUCAAGUGGCCGUUUCUGGGGCCGCGACAGUGCAUCGCCUCGGAGACUGCCUCGCUGCCCAUGAUCGUCGGCAUCAAGGAGGGAGGCAGGAUCAGGCCCCAGGUGGUCAGCCUGCCCAACAUGAGGGUGCAGAAGUGCAGCUGUGCCUCGGAUGGGGCGCUCGUGCCAAGGAGGCUCCAGCCAUAGGCGCCUAGAGUAGCCAUCGAGGGACUUGACUUGUGUGUGUUUCUGAAGUGUUCUAGGGUACCAGGAGAGCUGGUGAUGACUGAGCUGCUGAUGGACAAAUGCUGUGUGCUCUCUAGUGAGCCCUGAAUUUGCUUCCUCUGACAAGUUACCUCACCUAAUUUUUGCUUCUCAGGAAUGAGAAUCCUUGGCCACUGGAGAGCCCUUGCUCAGUUUUCUCUAUUCUUAUUAUUCACUGCACUAUAUUCUAAGCACUUACAUGUGGAGAUACUGUAACCUGGGGGCAGAAACCCCAGUGUGUCAUUGUUUACUUGUCCUUUCACUGGAUCUGGGCUAAACGCCUCCACCAUCACUUGGGACCUAAGACCUGGGGUUAAGGGUGGGUUGCGCAUCCCCAAUCCAGAAAAUAAAGACUUCGUAAAACAUGAAUAAAACACAUUUUAUUCU
This is a messenger RNA of Pongo pygmaeus (Bornean orangutan), 1628 nucleotides long. RefSeq names its product left-right determination factor 1-like. Bases 84 to 1184 code for a protein of 366 amino acids. The record is from RefSeq and is a predicted model, not a curated record. Gene Ontology annotation, molecular function: transforming growth factor beta receptor binding; cytokine activity; growth factor activity. Gene Ontology annotation, cellular component: extracellular region. The transcript has 4 exons. NCBI's taxonomy places the organism in Eukaryota, Metazoa, Chordata, Mammalia, Primates, Hominidae. Gene Ontology annotation, biological process: anterior/posterior axis specification.